GGAUUUGGUGGAAUUCCACAUGAGGACGGGAAAACCAGUAACCGCGGGAUCCGGUGCCCUCCUUCUGAAUCCCAUUGCCCGUCCCGAUUGGCAGUUGGACAAUGCGGACGUUCAGCUCCUCGAGAAGAUUGGACAGGGCAACUUUGGUGAAGUCCAUCGGGGCAUGUACAACGGUCGCAUGGUCGCGGUGAAGACUUGUCGGGCGAAUCCGGUGGAAGUGGAGGUUCGUCGUAAAUUCCUUCAGGGUGAGGCUACCGCCCUCAACUUCUGUCAUCCAAACAUUGUCCAACUCAUCGGCAUCGCCGUGCGAACCCAUCCCAUCAUGAUUGUUAUGGAGUAUGUGGCAGGUGAGUCGUCUUUGCUGACAGAAAUUGCUUUUAACAGCGGUGGGGCU
Dibothriocephalus latus is the source of this 394-nucleotide messenger RNA. The record is from the annotation of a GenBank genome assembly. NCBI's taxonomy places the organism in Eukaryota, Metazoa, Platyhelminthes, Cestoda, Diphyllobothriidea, Diphyllobothriidae.